This is a messenger RNA of Helianthus annuus (common sunflower), 1871 nucleotides long. RefSeq lists its product as uncharacterized. Gene Ontology annotation, biological process: cellular response to calcium ion; de-etiolation; regulation of stomatal closure. The record is from RefSeq and is a predicted model, not a curated record. The coding region runs from base 100 to 1677 and encodes 525 amino acids. Lineage: Eukaryota; Viridiplantae; Streptophyta; Magnoliopsida; Asterales; Asteraceae. The transcript has 13 exons.
GCUAUGACACGUCAUUUUAUUCGGAUAAUUCCCAAAAACCCAUUUAAUCAAACUCCAUGUGCUCCGAUUAUCUGAGUAAAAUUCACAAUUCCGGUCAGCAUGCUACCCGUUUCCUCUACACUUGCUAACCGGUAUCCAGUUUCCCAGGUUUGUCUGUAUGGAGGGUCUUAUCUACACCACAAGGUUAAAUGCGUAAUGGAAAAUGAUGUUGUUUCAUUCAAGACACAAACUUUACCAACCCCUUUUAAUCUGCAAAACACAUUUCUUGCUUCGAAUAUUCCAGAUGCUUAUUCCCUGAAACCAGCUGAUGAUGUUUUUGGUGGAAUUAAUGACACCCUUAGUGCUCUAGUAUGUAACACAGACACUGCUAUCACCAACACACUUAACUCAAUCAACACAUCACUAAAACUUGCAUCAAAGGGUGUUAAUGAUGCACUUGAUGUUUCUCUUGAUAAGUUGAAGGUCUCAUUUAGCAGUGCAUUCUCAGGGUUGGGUAAUAACUCUAAAGGGGUAGGGGUUGUAGCUGUUGAUGGGUUGAGACACGCCAUCAUUGCGGUUGAGGGGGUUUUGGCACAAGGGGUUACGCUUGUGGCCUAUGGUUAUGGGUAUGUUAAAGAUACGCUCCCUCCGGAGGUCCAGAAUGUGUUGAAUGCUUCAGAAGAGAAUGUGUUUAGGCCGGUUGGGACGGCUUUUCAACAGAUUUACGUUGUCUUAGAGGGAUUUGAGGCGAGUAUUGGAAUUGAUCCAAGCGACCCGAUUGUUCCUGUUGUGCUUUUGCUUGCAACGUCAACCACGUUAUGGGUUUCUUAUUGGGUAUUGACCUAUGCUGGAUAUGCUGGAGACUUGUCCCCACAGCUAACUUUGGAGCUACUGAACGGGAAAGAAAAUGUUGCACUAAUUGAUGUCCGGCCUGAGGAUUUCAGAGAAAGAGAUGGAAUUCCAGAUCUCCGAAGGAAAGCGCGGUUUCGAUAUGCUAGCGUGUCAUUUCCUGAGGUUGAUGCCAAUGUAAAAAAGUUACUCAAGGGUGGGAAAGAUCUUGAUGAUGCCUUGGUUUCUAUUGUCAUUCGGAACUUGAAAGUUGUUCAAGGAGGGUCCAAGGUAAUAGUAAUGGAUGCUGAUGGUUCACGCUCUAAGGGAAUCGCAAGAGCGCUAAGGAAAUUUGGGAUUAAGAGACCAUACUUACUCCAAGGUGGCUUCCGCUCUUGGGUCCAAGAAGGUUUGCGUAUAAAGGAGCCGAAACCUGAGACAACACUUACCAUACUCAAUGAGGAAGCUGAGGCUAUUCUAGAGGAUGUCACUCCCCUGCAAGUUAUUGGGUAUGGCGUGGGUUUCCUGGCAGCUGCUUAUGCAUUGUUAGAGUGGGAAACAACACUGCAACUCAUUGCUAUUUUUGGCGUUGGGCAGACUAUAUAUAAGCGGGUAGCUUCUUACGAGGACUCUAAAGAUUUCAACAGAGAUGUGAGGCAACUUCUUGCCCCUGUUAAGCUGGGAGGGCAGGCAAUUUCAUGGGCUGCUGGAAAGUUGGAAACUAAUCGCAACGGUUUACCGACUUCACCUUCCUCUGUAAAUGUCCAGAACAGGGUGUUGCAAGCUGCUGCAAAACACGAAUCUCAGCCGGAUAGCGAAGAACCAACAAGUUCUGUCAAUCAGAGCCCACCGGAUCUCUCUGAAGCAUAGAAGCAACCACAUCUAACUUUAUCAUGGUUGGUCUCUAAAGUUAGUUGUGAUUGUAAUCAAGUGUAAUACUACUACAUAUACCAUUGAUAAUUGGGUAUUAUUUGUUCCCUUAUACCAACUACUCCCGGAACCCUUGUAAACAUUUUUCCUUUGCCCAUACUAUAAAAGUAAUGGCUCUCCUUUCACAUUUUAAA